GGCAACGAGGCCUUCACAGGUUUUUUUGCUCUUUUGAGAGGGGGGAAAACGGGUGGUCUUGCGGUUGUGUCUGCACUGACUUGGCAUUCGCUGGCGUUGGUCCUUGACCUGAUCCGAUCCAGCCCAGUGACAGACUUCGUCAACAAAGCAUUCAGUGCAUGCAACAACCCGAGAGAAUCCUUUUGAUUGCUAACCCGUGAGAGCAUUUUUCCUGCUUAAAGAUGACCAGUCGGUUGUACGACAGCAUAGAACCCAACGUCAUUGAUGAAGAGAUGCUCCAAAAAGCAGUGGAGGAGCAAGGACCUAAGGAAGAAGCAGGCCAGCUGGCCAAAAGGGAAGGGAUAAAUUUCAAAGACGUCAAGGAACUGCAGCUCGAUUUUAGAAAUAUCUUGAAGAUCGACAAUCUCUGGCAGUUUGUCAAUCUAACAAAACUGCAGCUUGACAACAACAUCAUAGAGAAGAUCGAGGCACUGGACAGUCUGGUUCAUCUGGUCUGGCUGGAUUUGUCCUUCAACAACAUUGAAGUCAUUGAAGGUCUUGGCGCUCUGGUGAACUUGGAGGAUCUCAGUUUGUUCAAUAACAGGAUCACCAAGAUUGAAAAUCUGGACAUGCUACAAAAACUUCAGAUAUUCUCGAUCGGGAAUAACAACAUAGGAACUCUAGAAAACCUGGUGUACCUGAGAAAGUUCAAACACUUACGCACCUUGAACCUUGCUGGAAACCCAGUGUGCGAAAAUGAGAUGUACACCAUGUACAUUGCAGCAUAUCUCCCAGACCUUGUGUAUCUGGAUUAUAGGAUGCUGGAAGACAGCACGAGGGAGGUUGCCUUCAUAAAAUACCAAUAUGCCAUUGAAGAGAUGAAGCAUGGAGAAACGGUGGCCUUGGCCAAACAGGAAGCUGAGGCGGCCAAGCAGAAGGAGCUGGAGUAUCACAAGGCAGCUUACGUAGAAUAUCUCAAUGGCUCCUACCUGUUCGACAGCAUGUACACAGAAGACCCCGAGGCUUCCAAACUGAAGUACCUCCCUGGAGUACCAGAAAUGCUGGACACUUACAAGAGUAAAUUUGUUGCCAUUUGCGAGAAUCUGUUUGAGUAUGGACUGAAGCAGUACGAGAAACGCGAGGCCGAGGUGGUGCUUUUCUAUGAGUGCCUCAAUGAAGCCCUAGAAGACAACCGUGAGCAGGGCAGCAAAAUCAUGGCUGACUUUGAAGAGAAGCACCUCAGGGCCCUGGAGGCAAUUCAGACCAUCAGUGAGACUGAACUUGUGGAGUCCAAACUUGGAGAGUACAAUGAUGACAUCACAAAACUCUCUGAAACGCUGAUGACUCUGGAGAUGCAGCUGGUUGACCAGUUAGAGGAAGUCAUAAAAGAUUUUGAACGGAACAUUUCUGACCUCGUCUCCAUUUUCAUAGAAAAUGAACAAGGGCUAAUGGCUCAGUGCCGAGAUCUUGAGAACCACCACCAUGAGAAACUUCUUGAAAUUUCCAUCAACACACUGGAGAAAAUCGUAAAAAGCGAGUUUGAUGAAGAGAUACCAGAUGAUGUUCGGAUGCUCUUUGUGGACAAGGACACCAUUGUCAAUGCUGUUAACGCCUCACACGAUAUCCACCUUUUGAAGAUCGACAACCGGGAAGAUGAGAUCAUCACCAAAGCCAACAGCUGGGCUUCCACACUGAUACAGAAGGUUCACAAAAAUGAAAUAACCAGAAAUCGUGACCGUGUGAAGGAGAUCAACCAAUUCAUCGACUACCUCCACAACGAGCUGGAAACCAUGGAUGUUCUGGAACAGUAGCUGAUUUCGAUGAUGCAGCAACUGCUGCUUUCCUAUUUUCAUACACACAUUCAUUGAAAAGUGAACCCACCUGGAGGUCUCACUUCACUGAAAAGAGCCCCUGCCCCCCAAAUACUUCCCUCUCAAAGAAGUAUUCGUCAGAUGAAGGGGCAGGGGAAAUCAGCCCCUGAAGUGUUUAAUGUCAACAUGAGUACAAUUUAAAAAGCACAGCCUCCACAGAAAUUUAAGAGAGGAACUCCAGCUAUUGGAUGAAGCGGGUACUGUCAUUACAAAUCAAU
Molecule: messenger RNA, 2068 nt
Organism: Eublepharis macularius
Lineage: Eukaryota; Metazoa; Chordata; Lepidosauria; Squamata; Eublepharidae
Gene: DRC3
Product: dynein regulatory complex subunit 3
Exons: 13
Coding region: 222-1790 (522 amino acids)
Molecular function (GO): protein binding
Source: RefSeq, a predicted model, not a curated record